Messenger RNA from Nicotiana tabacum (common tobacco), 1471 nucleotides. Its product is annotated as putative WRKY transcription factor 41. NCBI's taxonomy places the organism in Eukaryota, Viridiplantae, Streptophyta, Magnoliopsida, Solanales, Solanaceae. The record is from RefSeq and is a predicted model, not a curated record. Gene Ontology annotation, molecular function: DNA-binding transcription factor activity; transcription cis-regulatory region binding. Gene Ontology annotation, cellular component: nucleus. Gene Ontology annotation, biological process: regulation of DNA-templated transcription.
CUUUAUGUAGUUACAUAGAACCUUCACUUCUCUUUUACUUUCUUCAUUUGUCCUCUUAUUUCUUGUCAUUUAAUGACCAAUAUUUGUCAUCUUUAUAAAGCUCAGUUAUCUCAAAUACUCAUUUGCCAUUUGAACCUUUACAUAUGUUCUUGUUUUCAGACACUCCCAUUAGUGCCGUUGGCAUAACUUUUCUCAUAAAUAAAAAAAAAAAGAUUGUAAGUUUAUGCACUUUUCUUAGUGAAGAAUACCAAAAUGGAGAAAGUUAAAGCUUGGGAGAAAAAGACACUGAUCACUGAGCUUACUCAGGGGAUGGAGUUUGUUAACAGGCUAAAAAGCAAGAUUGAUCCUUUGGCUUCACCAGAGGAAUGCGAUUUACUACUUGAAAAAAUACUUUCCUCCCUUGACAAAUCAUUGUCAAUUCUGAAUUUGAAGGCUUUUAAUGUAAUUAGAGAACCUUAUUGGUGUUCAAAGAAUGAGGUUUCUGACUUGGAUUAUUAUUCAAGGGAUCAAGGCAAAAAUAUGGUCUUUAAGAAAAGAAAGUUAUUGCAGCAAUGGAGUAAGCAAGUUAGGAUAUCUGGCAUAGAAGGUCCUAAUUACGAUGAUGGCUAUAGUUGGAGAAAAUAUGGACAGAAAGAUAUUUUAGGAGCCAAUCAUCCAAGGGCUUAUUACAGAUGCACUCACAAGAAUACACAAGGCUGCUUAGCAACAAAACAAGUCCAACAAUCAGAUGAAGACCCUUUAGUCUUUGAGGUCACAUAUAAAGGAAAGCACAAUUGCAAAGCCUCACAAUCAGUAGACAUUUCGGAAGAAAACCAAAAGGCAAAUUAUAACAAGAAUCAAUAUCAGCUACAGAAACAGAAAGUGGGAAAUCAAAAUGUUGAAAAAUUGAAUAUUAUCAAAGAAGAAACUUUAUCAUUCACACCACUAAAAUCAGAAAGUGAAAAAUCCCAAUUCUUUGCCAAUUCAAUGGAUCCAUUUACAUCUCCAAUAACCUCAGAAUCCUUAUACUUGCCAUUGUUUCCUACCCAAGAGGAGGAGCUUGAAAUGGACCAGAUUCUGCAGAGCUCAAAAUUGAGUCAUAUUGAGUUUAGUACAACACCAACUUCAGUAAUUAAUUCGCCCUUUUGUGGGUACUCGGAUUUAUCAGUGGAUGAUCAAGUUGAUAAUAUUUAUCCUAACCUGAUGAUUGACAUUUCUGAAUUUUUCACCUAAUGUGAGAGUAGUGGCGGUAUCGGAAUACAUGUAAGGCGACUCAAAAUAUACUUGUAGUACCAUAUUAGUCCUAGGAUUUGAACCUAUGGCAUAGUAUUGGGUCAUAUUGAGUUUAUUUUGACUCCAACUUCAGUCAUUAAUUCGCCAUUUUAUUAGUGGAUGAUCAAGCUAAUAGGCAUACAACACUACUGUGCAAGAUGCUUCAAUUUUGUAACAUGUGAUCUUAUAUUAGAUUCUGUAGGCUCCCAUCUGUUGCAAA